Alnus glutinosa is the source of this 2846-nucleotide messenger RNA. Its product is annotated as ethylene receptor. The record is from RefSeq and is a predicted model, not a curated record. Gene Ontology annotation, biological process: phosphorelay signal transduction system; phosphorylation; response to ethylene. Gene Ontology annotation, molecular function: protein binding; ethylene receptor activity; ethylene binding. Lineage: Eukaryota; Viridiplantae; Streptophyta; Magnoliopsida; Fagales; Betulaceae. The transcript has 7 exons. Gene Ontology annotation, cellular component: endoplasmic reticulum; endoplasmic reticulum membrane. The coding region runs from base 373 to 2598 and encodes 741 amino acids.
AUAAUAAUAAUAAUAAUAAUAAUACCCCCUUUUCUCCUCUUCCGCUUCACUUCUCCUCCAUUUCUCCUCUUCUUCUCCGUACACACAGAACCCCAAAGCCCCUUUUGCGUCGCCGGAACUGACCGGUUUUCUCCCUAAAUUGAAGCUUUCUUUGGAUCUUACAUUCUCGAGGCGAGGACCGACAUCUGUAGCUUCGGCUACACCUGCCGGCUUCUUCAUUCCUUCCCAUCACGGGAUUCCGGCGAGGCAUCGCCGGAAGACCGCCGUUUCUACUAAGGCCAAUGACCCACAAAAUUUUCUCGUGAUUUUCUUCGUCUGAACUACCCUUUGGCAUGUGAAAGAGGAAGUAUCGGCUGAGGUGGUUCAGUCACUAUGGAGUCGUGCAACUGCAUUGAUCCACAAUGGCCAGCUGAUGAAUUGUUGAUGAAGUAUCAAUAUAUAUCGGAUUUCUUCAUUGCACUCGCUUAUUUCUCUAUCCCUCUAGAGCUGAUCUAUUUUGUCAAGAAAUCUUCGGUGUUUCCAUAUAGAUGGGUCCUUGUUCAGUUUGGUGCUUUCAUAGUUCUAUGUGGGGCAACACACCUUAUUAACUUAUGGACUUUUACCACACACUCGAGAACUGUGGCGAUAGUAAUGACCACUGCAAAGGUUUUAACUGCAGUGGUGUCAUGUGCAACUGCCCUCAUGCUUGUACAUAUUAUUCCUGAUUUAUUGAGUGUUAAAACCAGAGAACUGUUCUUGAAAAACAAGGCUGCAGAGCUUGAUAGAGAAAUGGGCUUGAUUCGUACGCAAGAAGAAACAGGUCGUCAUGUGAGGAUGUUGACCCAUGAGAUCAGAAGCACUCUUGAUAGACAUACCAUACUGAAAACCACUCUUGUUGAGCUGGGUAGAACUUUGGCAUUGGAAGAGUGUGCCUUGUGGAUGCCAACACGUACUGGAUUGGAGCUUCAACUCUCCUACACUCUCCGUCAGCAGAACCCAGUUGGACUUACUGUGCCUAUUCAUCUUCCUGUGAUCAAUCAAGUUUUCAGUAGUAACCGUGCAGGAAAAAUAUCACCAAAUUGUCCAGUGGCAAGGCUACGGCCUCUUGCAGGAAAACACAUGCCCGGAGAGGUUGUUGCUGUUCGUGUCCCACUCCUACAUCUCUCUAACUUCCAAAUUAAUGAUUGGCCAGAGCUCUCGACAAAACGAUAUGCUUUGAUGGUCUUGAUGCUGCCCUCAGAUAGUGCAAGGCAAUGGCAUGUUCAUGAGUUAGAGCUGGUUGAAGUAGUCGCCGAUCAGGUGGCCGUUGCUCUCUCACAUGCUGCAAUAUUAGAAGAGUCGAUGCGGGCAAGGGAUCUUCUUAUGGAGCAGAAUGUUGCUCUAGAUCUGGCCAGGAGAGAAGCAGAAACAGCAAUUCGUGCUCGCAAUGAUUUCUUGGCAGUUAUGAACCAUGAGAUGAGAACUCCCAUGCAUGCAAUCAUUGCACUUUCUUCCUUGCUGCAGGAAACCGAGCUCACACCUGAGCAGCGCCUGAUGGUCGAAACAAUAUUAAAGAGUAGUAAUCUUUUGGCUACUCUCAUAAAUGAUGUAUUAGAUCUUUCAAGGCUCGAAGAUGGCAGCCUUCAACUUGACCUUGGAACUUUUGACCUUCAUUCUGUAUUUAAGGAGGUCCUUAACUUGAUCAAGCCUGUUGCAUCCGUCAAGAAGUUGUUGGUUACAUUAACUUUAGCACAAGAUUUGCCAGUGUAUGCUGUAGGUGAUGAAAAACGCCUUAUGCAAACUAUUCUAAAUGUUGUUGGUAAUGCUGUGAAGUUUUCUAGAGAGGGCAGCAUCUCAAUCACUGCUUUUGUUGCAAAAUCAGAAUCUUUAAGAGAUUCUCGAGCACAGGACUUCUUUCUUGUGCCAAGUGAUAAUCACUUUUAUUUGCGUGUACAGGUGAAAGAUUCAGGAUCAGGAAUUAGCCCCCAGGAUAUGCCUAAGCUCUUUACGAAAUUCUCGCAAACUCAAUCACAAGCAACUACAAAUUCUGGUGGCAGCGGACUUGGCCUUGCAAUUUGUAAGAGGUUUGUAAAUCUUAUGGAGGGACAUAUUUGGCUUGAAAGUGAAGGUCUUGGAAAGGGAUCUACUGCCUCUUUUGUCGUGAAACUAGGAAUUCCAGAGCUAUCUAAUGAAUCCAAGCUUCCUUUCGUACCUAAAGUGCCAGCAAAUCAUGGUCAGACAAACUUUCCAGGGCUCAAAGUUCUUAUUACGGAUGAUAACGGGGUUAGCAGGACAGUGACAAAGGGACUGCUUGUGCACCUGGGAUGUGAUGUGACGAGUGUAAGCUCAAGUGAGGAGUGCUUGCGUGUUGUUUCUCAUGAACAUCAGGUGGUAUUCGUAGAUGUGUGUGCCCCCGGCAUAGAUGGCUAUGAGCUUGCUGUCGGUAUACGUGAAAAAUUUACAAAACGACACGAAAAGCCACUUAUCGUAGCACUUGCUGGAAACACAGACAAUGUUACAAAGGAGAACUGCAUGCGGGUUGGUAUUAAUGGAGUUAUACUCAAACCUGUUUCAGUUGAUAAAAUGAGGAGCAUUUUGUCUGAACUUUUGGAGCACCGGGUUCUGUUUGAGGCCGUAUAAUUGAUACGCAACCACCCCAAAUAAUUCUUUUUUCUUUUUUUUUUUUUCUUUUUUUUUUGUGAAUUUCUGUCUCGUGUACAUAUGUACCUCGUGUAUUACAUUAAAGAUGAAGCGACGGUGGAAAUAACAUGACAAUGCUAGAAAGCAGGUUUAUGUAUUCUUUUUGUGCAAUUCGCGAACCAUGACGGAUUGCUUGCUGCCGUCGUUUCUGUAAACUAAUUGCUGUUCUAUUAUAUUUCUAUUAAUCA